CCCCUCUCCUCCAGACUGCAUGCAGUUUGGUAUUAAAAUGUUUUCAGUACCACCAACCAUUGUGUUGUUACACAUAUGAGAUGACAGAUACACGCUGAGCUAUUUUAACGAGUUAUAACCUCAUAUUGAGAACCGGGAUUGACGGCACUCACGGUUAACGACGUUACAACUGUUAUUUUUGAGGUUGUGUCCAAAAAAAGUGCAGAGCUCCUGUGGGCAGAAGAAGCUAGCUAACGUUAGUCAGGUCGGACGGCGGUGAGGCCCCAACCGGACGGGAACACGGGGGAACCAUGGCCAACAUUGCAGUUCAGAGGAUAAAACGGGAAUUCAAGGAGGUCCUCAAAAGUGAAGAGACGAGCAAAAACCAGAUAAAAGUGGAUCUGGUGGAUGAGAACUUCACAGAACUUAAAGGGGAGAUAGCAGGGCCACCUGACACACCAUAUGAAGGCGGUAGAUAUCAACUAGAAAUUAAAAUUCCAGAGACAUAUCCAUUCAAUCCACCAAAGGUGCGGUUUAUCACGAAGAUCUGGCAUCCCAACAUCAGCUCAGUCACAGGUGCAAUAUGUCUGGACAUUCUCAAAGACCAGUGGGCAGCAGCUAUGACUCUGAGGACAGUCCUCUUGUCGCUACAAGCCUUAUUGGCAGCCGCAGAGCCAGAUGACCCACAGGAUGCAGUGGUAGCCAAUCAGUACAAGCAGAAUCCAGAGAUGUUCAAACAGACAGCGAGGCUCUGGUCUCAUGUCUAUGCAGGAGCUCCUGUCUCCAGUCCGGAGUAUACACGCAAAAUAGACAAACUCUGUGCCAUGGGCUUUGAAAAAAAUGCAGUAAUAGUGGCAUUGUCGUCGAAAUCCUGGGACGUGGAGACAGCGACAGAGCUACUGCUCAGUAACUGAAUCUUGACACCUUCCUCAUCUUCCUCUUGAUCCCUCUCUCCCCUCCUCACACAUACACACCCCAUCUCUCCUCCAAAUUCCAGCUGUCUGAAGGCGUCUCUCCCUCUGUCGCACCCUCCGUUUCACAGUGGACCUCCACACUCCCCCCUUCUUCUCCACCCCUCUCCCCCCUUUGUCUCUCUCUGUGUGGCAUCUCUCCUCCCUGCUCGUCACCUCUGCUGUACCACACUCCAAUCAGUCGCUCUGUGAGCUCUUAUCUCUGGUUCCUUUAAGUUCAUUCAACAUUCCACCCAGUGCUACAAUCAAAAGUCCAACUGCAUCUCACCCCCUUUGAAGCAAAUGCCAGACUUAAGACCCCCCCCCGCCCGCCAGUCUCCUGGCUUUUCUGGCUCUGUCCAAGAAGCGGCUGUCAGCGGCUUAUCCUUGCCUAUGCAGUGCAUUUACUUUAAUUUCUGAAAACCUUUGUAGAAAAGAGUCUAGCCAUUCACUGAGGCUCUUUUUGUACCUGCUCCUGAUUUUUUCCUCAUUUUGGUCCUGUUUUCUAAACAGGGGUUAAGCAGAGUCCUAGAUUUUUAAAUUGGUAUCUCACUCAUCCUUGCACAGUAGUCACUCAGUGUUUUGUACUCUAUAGUGGUAUAGGGUACUCUAAGAUGAGUUGUAGGACCCUUGCAAGUCAUUAUAUUGUACCAGCACAGGGAGGGGUACUGUAAACACUAUACAUUUUUCGUUGAAAAUGUGGGCAGUCAAAUAAAACUAUAGCGUGCACCAGGUAGCAAGUGUGGAGUUAUUCAGACACAGAAUAGGACGAGGCUUAUUCCCUUUUCUAGAAACCAACUCAUAAAGUGUCACUGAGGUGUAGCCAUACUCAUUUUCAUGCCACGUUUCUCCCCCUUUCAACUGUCUUACGACCCCAAAGCUCCAGCAGCAAAUCCCACUUCCCACCCACCCGACACACCUGCUCUCACAGCUUACUUCACAUGCCCCUUUCCCCACAUUUUUUUAAAAACUUUUAUUUGGUUUUGGCCUCCUACAGGAAUACAUUUGGAUUCUUGUUUUUAAACUGAGACAAAACGAAACAAACAAAAUGAAACAUGUUCAGCAGUAACACAACCUGUCACAAGUCUGGAUGGAAAUAGUUCCAAACGAGUUUGAAAAAUAUUGCAUCAUCUUAACUACGCCAACAGAUAAAUAUGUCAAAAUGAUUCAUCUGUAAAUAAAGAUAUUAAAGUCUGUGUAAAUUAA
Lates calcarifer (barramundi perch) is the source of this 2135-nucleotide messenger RNA. It is a transcript of the gene ube2ka, whose product is annotated as ubiquitin-conjugating enzyme E2Ka (UBC1 homolog, yeast). Gene Ontology annotation, cellular component: nucleus. Gene Ontology annotation, molecular function: protein binding; ubiquitin conjugating enzyme activity. NCBI's taxonomy places the organism in Eukaryota, Metazoa, Chordata, Actinopteri, Centropomidae. The transcript is spliced from 7 exons. The record is from RefSeq and is a predicted model, not a curated record. Bases 291 to 893 code for a protein of 200 amino acids. Gene Ontology annotation, biological process: protein polyubiquitination; proteasome-mediated ubiquitin-dependent protein catabolic process.